UGUCGGUCCCUUGGCCCCGCCCAACCAGGAAGUCGUGCUAAAGUAAUGCUUCCACUUUCACUCUUAAAACUGAAAACACGGAUUUUGGCACUAUUAAUGAUGGAGGAUGCAGAACAGAACCGACUGGAGGAGCUGUUAAUGUGCCCAGUGUGUCAGGACAUUUUUAAAGACCCCCGUCAGCUGCCAUGUGGUCACAGUUUGUGUGUUGACUGUGUGAAAAAGCUGCAGGAACACUCCACAGAUGCACCUUUCCGCUGUCCAGACUGCAGGGCUGAUUUUGGACAGGGGCUGGAGUUACAGAAGAACUACGCCCUGGUCAGCAUCACAGAGGACUUCAAACUGAGCAAGAGAAGGAAGGAAAAGCAGGCUGAACGUGUGUACUGUGACUGUUGUCCAAAGAGCAGAACUCCAGCAUUUAAAUCCUGCCUCAAGUGUGAGGUAUCACUGUGCAGAGAGCACGUGAAGGACCACUUAGAGCUGCAGGCGUUUACAGGACACCCCCUGGUGGAACCUCUGAGUGACCUGCUGGAGAGAAAAUGCCCGGAUCAUCAGGACAAGGUGCUCAGGUACUACUGCACCUCGUCCCGCCGCUAUAUCUGUAACAUGUGUGCCCUGGAGAGCAAGCAGCUCAGCGCAGCCUCAGAUGCCUCCACUGUCGUGCGACGACAGCUGACGGAGUACAUGGACCAGCACUUUAAAUUGCUUCAGGAGCAAAUUGAAGAAUCUACAAAUACUCUUAACAGUCAGCUUGCAGCACAGAGAGGAAACCCUUUUGACCGCCUUAACGGCGUUACAGUAGUCCUGCUCUUUCUUUGGUUCAUCGUCCUCUACUACGCAUACAACUACUCUGUGGAAAACCAGACGCUGAUGGACGCGUUGGAGAGGCAGCAGAGUCGAGUGCAUCACAUUUAUUCCAGCAUAGCAGAACAUAUGGUUGAUCAUCCUCUGAAGAGCCACAGAGCUUCACAUCCUGAGGAUGGAGGGAUCUUCAUGUGGGACAUGGACACUGCCAGUCGUCUCCUUGGAUUUUCUGCCGACCUCCAGACAGCGGAGAGAGUAAAAGCAGCGCUGCAUUAUCCCCCCAGCGACAGUCGCUUCGACGAAGCCCCGCAGGUCCUCUCCAGGCCGUGCUUCUCCUCCGGGGCUCACUUCUGGGAGGUGGAGGCCGAGGGCUGCUGGGACAUCGCCCUGUCCUACAGGAGCAUCCAGCGAAAGGCCGGAGACAACAGCACGUUCGGACACAACGCAGAGUCCUGGAGCCUCGGCUACAGCGGUCAGGGUGGGCUUUACGCCUGCCACGAUAAAGAGAGAACCGCCGUGGCGGGAUCGCUGCAGAGCAGCAGAAUAACAGUGGAGGUGAACUUUGAGGAGGGCAGAAUCAGCUUCAGCGCGGUGGGUUCCAUAAAGACACUGCUGCACCAGUUCAAGGCAGAGCUGAAGGAGUCGCUUUGUUUGGGUUUGGGUCUUUAUCAUGUAGAUCCACCCAGCAGAGCCUCUGUAGUGAAGUUUUUAUGAACAAUCCUCCACCAAGCAUCCAGACUACCGAGAGGCCUUGCACUUACUUUUAAGCUCAGGAGAUGUUUGAUUAAAGUGUUUUCUUAUGUAUAUCAACUAAAUAGGUUAUUUUUAAAAGGGGUUGAUUUAUAUUAAUGAUGUAAAUAUAUCAAAACUUUCUUCAGUGUCAUGACAAAGUAGUUUUUCGUACUGAUAAAAUUCCCUACCUCAUAUUUAGGGUUCUUGUUUUUCAAUCAUACAUGCUGUUGUGUUAAAUCAGUAAUGUAAAGAAAUGUCAAACUAAAAUCCUUCUAAGGAGGCAUGAAGCGUUCAGAUUAAAUCUCAGGAACUGAAGAGAAAAGCUUUCGAUUUGGAGGCACCUUAGGGAAAUGGGGAAACUGCAGAAACCAGGGUCUUCCUAUUUUUUCUUUAUUAAAAAAAAAAUAACAUUUGAACAUUGAAGAACUGAACUGCCUGAUUAAAAAUUACACUUAUAAAAAAAGCCGUUAAAAACAAAACU
This is a messenger RNA of Cyprinodon tularosa, 2014 nucleotides long. Its product is annotated as E3 ubiquitin-protein ligase RNF135-like. Lineage: Eukaryota; Metazoa; Chordata; Actinopteri; Cyprinodontiformes; Cyprinodontidae. Bases 46 to 1515 code for a protein of 489 amino acids. The transcript is spliced from 7 exons. The record is from RefSeq and is a predicted model, not a curated record. Gene Ontology annotation, molecular function: protein binding.